Xiphias gladius (swordfish) is the source of this 6032-nucleotide messenger RNA. RefSeq names its product DnaJ (Hsp40) homolog, subfamily C, member 6 (gene dnajc6). Gene Ontology annotation, biological process: synaptic vesicle uncoating; clathrin-dependent endocytosis. The record is from RefSeq and is a predicted model, not a curated record. The coding region runs from base 1 to 2961 and encodes 986 amino acids. NCBI's taxonomy places the organism in Eukaryota, Metazoa, Chordata, Actinopteri, Istiophoriformes, Xiphiidae. Gene Ontology annotation, cellular component: cytoplasm; vesicle; intracellular membrane-bounded organelle. Gene Ontology annotation, molecular function: clathrin binding. The transcript has 19 exons.
AUGAGUUUGCUGGGGGCCUACAAGAAAAAGACCAGUUACGAUGGCUAUGAAUCUUUGCAGUUGGUCGAUAGCGGCAGGGAUAGCUUCGGCAUCGGCAGAGGGAGCAGCGGCGGCGGCGGCGGCGGCGGCAGCAGCGGCGGCACACUCGGAGGCUCCAUAGCGGCCACCCUUGGACCGAAGGCAGGCCCGCUGAGGGAGGAGGACUGCAGCACCAUGGACAGCUCAGAUAUGGAUGCCAGUUAUGGUGGAGGACUGUUGGAUAUGGUGAAGGGAGGAGCCGGGAAGUUCUUCAGCAACUUUAAGGACAACCUGAAGGACACGCUGAAGGACACCUCUACCAAGGUUAUGCAUCAGGUUGCCACGUACACCAAAGGGGAGCUGGACAUUGCCUACAUCACGUCACGGAUCAUAGUAAUGACCUAUCCAGCGGAGUCAGUACAGAUUGGGUACCAGAACCACGUGGAGGACAUCCGCUCCUUCCUCGACAGUCGCCAUGCCGACCACUACACUGUUUUCAACCUAUCACAGCGCAACUACCGCGGCGCCAAAUUCUCCAACAGGGUUUCAGAGUGUAAUUGGCCUUCUCGCCAGGCUCCCAGCCUCCACAAUCUGUUUGCUGUGUGUAAGAACAUGCACAACUGGCUCAAGCAGAAUCCCAAGAAUGUGUGUGUCAUCACUUGCUCGGAUGGUCGUGCUCCUUCGGGUGUUUUGGUCUGUGCCAUGUUCUGCUUCUGCCACCUCUUCAACAACCCAGUUCCUGCCAUGCAGCUUCUCAGCGCCAAAAGACCAGGUUCCGGCCUCUGGCCUUCGCACCGCAGGUACAUAGGUUACGUGUGUAGCAUGGUGUCAGAGAAGCCCAGUCUACCCCACUCGAAGCCCUUGGUGAUCAAGGCCCUCACCGUGAGCCCGGUCCCCUGCUUCAACAAGCAGCGUAGCGGCUGUCGGCCCUUCUGUGACGUCCUCAUCGGGGAAACAAAGAUCUUCACCACCGCGCAGGAGUAUGAGAGGAUGAGAGAACACAGGGUCCAAGAGGGGAAGGUGGUGUUCCCCCUGGGUGUAAGUGUGCAAGGAGAUGUCGUGGUUUCCGUCUACCACAUGAGGUCGACCAUUGGAGGACGUCUGCAGGCCAAGGUGUCCAACACCCAGAUCUUCCAGAUCCAGUUCCACACUGGCUUCAUUACUCCUGGAACCACCAUGUUAAAGUUUAACAAACCAGAACUCGAUGCAUGUGACUCUCCUGAGAAGUAUCCCCAGCUGUUCCACGUGAUACUGGAUGUGGAGGUAGAGGGGGUGGACAAGCAAAAAGACCUGACGCCACCGUGGGAGCAGUUCCCUUGUAAAGACCUCAGCCCCAGCGUGCUCUUCUCCUGCCACCAGGAACAUCAGGAUGCACUGGCUAUUGCUGAUGAGAUGGAGGGCUUGGAUCUGGAGGAGCCAAGCCGGCCCCACGGAGGUGCAGACGGCCGGGGCCACGGCGAAGAAAGUGAGCCCUCUGACGAUGAGAUGCUCUCUCUGUCCAGCCAGCGAAGCAACGCUAGCACGGCCCCCCAGAGACCAGACCCCCCUGCCCCAACACCUGCAGCACCUGCACCCGCUGAAGAAGUGGAUCUUCUUGGCCUGGAUGGGGAGGGGAUCAACCGCCCAUGCCCCUCAUCUCAGCCCCCGCCUACUACUGCAGCCGCCGCCACUGACCUUCUAGGGGACCUGUUUGGGGCCCCAUCUCAGCCAGCCAGUGGGCCAUCAUCCACCCAGUCCACACCACAUAAAGUAGCCCCCAACACCGCCUCGCCAUGUCCCUCUCCUGCACCACCGGGGUUUGAUCCAUUUGGGACAGGUCCAAUGCCGAAGCCUCAGGACAUGCUGGGUUCCUUACUGGGACCAGGUAACGUGGGGCAGCCAGACCCCUUCCUGCAUGCCGCUCGCUCGCCAUCACCCACCUUGCAGCCCACAGGCCUGGGCCGGAGUUCCCCCGUUCCGCCUACCACCCCAACCGUCAACAUUCAGCAGCAAAAUGCCAUGGGAGGAUGGGACUGGAACAGACCUGCUACCACGAGCACAGGAGGAGGCUUCGGUAUGGGCAGUCGGUCAGCCACUACGAGCCCCACAGGCUCAGUCCACAGCACCCCCACCCACCAAACCAAGCCAAACACCUUGGACCCGUUCGCUGAUAUAGGCAACCUGGGGGGAAGCCUUGGAGGAGGUUCCGGCUUUUCCAGCAAACCCACCACGCCCACUGGAACGACCCCUUCCUUUCCUCCCAUGGGCUCCCCAUCCCGGCCUCCUCCAUCGCCCCAGCAUGCAGGAGGGUGGCAGCCGCACGCAGGAGCCAGCUUCCCCUCCUGGCAGCCAGGUGCCGGAAGCAGUGGAGGAUGGCAGCCCCAAGGUCAGGGCCCUGCCCCGCAGCCAAAGCCCAGCCCCAGCCACACCUCCAUGCCUCACACGUCGCCCCAGAAUCGACCCAACUACAAUGUCAGCUUCUCUGCAGUGGGAGGAGGCUCGCCCAGUGCAGGGGGUAAAGCACAGGCUGUCAUGGGUUCUAAGCCCAAGGCCUCGGAUGCCAACUUUGAUGACCUGCUGUCUGGUCAAGGCUUUGCAGGGACCAAAGAGAAGAAAGGGCCCAGGACUAUAGCAGAGAUGAGGAAGGAGGAGAUGGCCAAAGAGAUGGACCCUGAGAAACUAAAGAUUCUGGACUGGAUCGAGGGGAAGGAGCGUAACAUCCGUGCCCUGCUGUCCACCAUGCAUACUGUGCUGUGGGAGGGAGAAACGCGCUGGAAGCCUGUGGGCAUGGCUGACCUGGUUACUCCGGAACAGGUCAAGAAGGUCUACCGCAAAGCAGUCCUGGUCGUCCACCCAGAUAAGGCGACAGGACAACCGUAUGAACAAUAUGCCAAGAUGAUUUUCAUGGAGCUAAAUGACGCCUGGUCAGAAUUUGAAAGCCAAGGACAAAAACCCCUCUACUGAAUAAAGAGUGAGAGGAAGUGAAUGAGGAGAGGCUACCCCUUCUGAUUCUGUCACCUAAUCCUAAAAAUGAGUCACCAUCUCUGGUAAACAUACUACAGCCACACCACAUACUACAGCCCCACCCUGCAACAUCUGCCUUUAUACCUGUGCUUUGACCUGUACCUCUAUCCUUGCUACACAAACACAGAACAGCCAGUUGAUUUGCAAAGAUGACAAAAGACUACAGAGCAACAGUCCUCAAAACCAACAGCGUAACUGAACCAGUGUUCAACCCCGUGUAGCUCUAAUGUCCCUACCUGUAUGUAUGUGGUGCAACAUUGUCCCUCCUUGUGGUGUGUCCUUUGCCCUGAACCGAACCACCAAUCAAAGCAGAGUCACCGGGACGACUAGAAAAACAGAGAAACGUUUGACUCUGAGGAGACAGAUCAAAAGAGAUGAAGGACACAUAAGAUAAGAGAAAAACACAUCAGGGAGUAAACUCGACAAGCAUUUGAUAGACUGCUCUAACUAGAGAUACGGCGUGCCAGAUAGUCUGUAAGGCACAACAAGCAUUUACCCCACAAGACAAUGUUUUGCACGGGCAAGUAGAUUUUUCUUUGUAGUUUGCAUGGAAAUUGGAUCCUUGAUCAACUCUGUCAUAUAAAAUCUAGUUUUACAUGCAAUUGGAUGUUCCUAGAGAUAGGAAAAAGAGCAGCAACAUCAGGUUACUGGAUGUUUUUCACUGACUGAAGUGAAAUCGGAACUGAAGCCAAACGUGUUUUGCAUCCAAAAAAGGGCCUUUGGAGGUACGAGUCAACAACUAUCCAUCAAAAUUCAGAAAGCGUUAUGGCAGUGAAAAGUGAAAGAAAGCAAACUGCUAAUACUGGUUAUGACAGUCAUUUUGAUUACAGGUGGGCUUCCAUCCCAAUUAGCCUUAAAUGUUUCAAAAUUCAAAAUGAAAAACUGAAUAAAAUUAAACAUGACUUAAUAUUUAUAUGACAAAUAGAACAUUAAUGUGUUGUACUGUAGGAGAGCCGCUUAAUCAUUGAUGUGUCUGAUCAAAUGAAGCCUUGUGUUUCCAUAUUUGCAGGAACUGGGGAUUGUAUAUGUUAGGAUUAGCACCUGUACGGUUUCACACAUGAAGCACCUCACGGCCUCAUGCAUAGUAACUCAUACUGUAACGUAUUUUCACAAGGAGGCUUUGUGAAAGCACAAACUGACUUCUUCUCUCAGUGCAGCUUUUCAAGGAAAGCCGUUGUUAUUUAUUUAUCAGUUAAUUUUGUUCAUCUUCAUCUUGUUGUUUUGUUGUUGUCGCGAACUGCACACGUCAUCCGGUGAUGUCUGUGAACGAAAAAGUUCCGUUUUUUUUGGGCCAUUACGUUUAAAUCAUACUGUAAACUGUCUGACGAGCUUGCAAAACGGGAGAACAAUUUGUCAGACCAUAUCAACAUUUUUGUGCGCAUAGCCUUUUCUAGUUGCAGUAUCUUCUCCAACCAACAGAAAUGACACUAAUAGGUGUAAACACUACAACACUACUCGUCUUAGGUUUCUCUUUGGCCCUACAACGCAAUAAAAGGUAUAGGUGGAUUUUACACACAGGGAUAACUCUAUAAUAAGAUGAUUUGUAAACUGUGAUGGAGUGAUGUGUGAACUAAUGUGCUUUACUGUAUUUCACUGCUUCAUAUCUCAGAUUCCUGAUUUCACUCAAAUCCUACACACAUCUGUUGCCAUUACCACUGUUUUAUCAAAACACUGAUUUGCAGCUGUUUGCAAAAGUUCUUUUUCCUUUGAUUACUUGAUUUAUUGUGUUUACAUUUGUGAGACUUUUUUUUUGUCACAGCACUGACACGUAGUAAUACAGACAUCAUUUCAUAUCAACAGUAAGGUACAGCACACACACUUGGCUCAAAGUAUCAACCUUUUUUCAGGAGCUGUACAUGUUGCAGGUAGUUUUUGUACUAGUUUAAAUCCAGAACAGAUGUGAACUUGACUAAAAUCUCUUUCUACAUGAUUUAAUUAAUAACCUGACUGAUGUGAUUGUUCCUCUGUACGACUGUUUCUGAGCUGCCUUUGCUCCAUGUUUUAGGGAAACUUAGUCAUGACGCUGUCUCCUUGUGUAAAAAGCACGGCAAUGGCAAACAUUCAAAGACAAAAAUGUGUAUUUAAUGUGAACUUAUUAGCAAAUGCAAACUGAAGCAAUUCUUAAUUUAUUUUAGGGGUUUGAGGUUUUCAAAGGAAACCCAUAUGAUCCCGUAACAUCUCCACCUUUCAGCUUUGCUCUACUGUAAAAUCCAGUAAAGCUGUUUUAUUCUGAUGUUUGACCCUUGUCAUCAGUUCAAAAAUGUGUUUAAAAUCCAUUUUAACACAUGCAAAUUGAGAAGAGUGUUUUCUUUUACGUGUUCACAAACUGUCUUAGGUUCUUUACAUCAUUACUGUUUUCAUGCUCUGUCUGUGUCGGAGAUUUAGAUGGAGGAUGAGGUGCUUUUCUGAUCGGUCUUUAAUUCUUGAUAGCCAUGACGAUGUCUUUUCUCUUUACUGGAGUUCAUUCUUUCCCAGGUUGUUCAUCUGCUUUGAGGACGUUGACUGAAUACCAGCCACUGAACAAAAGAGUCUGACUAAUGUGAAGAGCUGUUUCUUCAACUGGUCUGGGACCCAGAAUGGAUCAAAUAGCAGGAGAAAUAUUAUGUCUUGACUGAAAUUGGUCCCCCUAACGAGGACAGUGGGUCCCAGGCUGAGAAUACUGAACUCUGAUCUCGAGGCUCCUGCUUUUUUUGGUGACUUACCAGACACGGGAAGUGUGUAGUAUGUGCUUCUGUGCUCCAUUUACACCGAGGACCUACACGUGAAAUAACCCUCAUACGCUCCCUCGCUGACUGAAUCCUCUAUCUGCAAUCUUAUAGCUGUAUUAAAAGGCUAACCUCUAUAUUGUAGUCAAUGGAUGUGUGUUGUUUGAAGUUGUGGUAUGUAUGAAAGUGAUCAGAUUCGGAUAUAGACUACUGUACGUUAUGUGUUUGCCUGUCUGCUGUUCAAAUAUUACUAAAUUGUGUAAAUAUUCUGUUGCCGUGUUCCUUUUCAGUCCUGUUUACCGUUAC